This is a messenger RNA of Nematocida ausubeli, 315 nucleotides long. RefSeq lists its product as uncharacterized. The transcript has a single exon. The record is from RefSeq and is a predicted model, not a curated record. The coding region runs from base 1 to 315 and encodes 104 amino acids. NCBI's taxonomy places the organism in Eukaryota, Fungi, Microsporidia.
AUGUGUUAUUUUGCUGGUCAUGAUGGUCAUGAUCAGAAUGUGAAGAAUGAGGAGAAUGGUCAUGAUGUGGAGGAUGAGAAUGGUCAUGGUGGGGAGGAUGAGAAUGGUCAUGAGGAGGAUGAGAAUGGUUAUGGUGUGGAGAGUGCGGAGAAUGUGGAGAAUGCGGAGAAUGGUCAUGGUGGGGAGAGUGUGGAGAAUGAGGUGAAUGCGGAGAAUGAGGUGAAUGGUCAUGAUGGGGAGAAUGGUCAUGGUGAGGAUGGUCUUUGGUCUGAGGCAUGCCACUCUGCGGGCCAAAGGAUUGAGGCAUGCCUCUGA